Molecule: messenger RNA, 2143 nt
Organism: Oldenlandia corymbosa var. corymbosa
Lineage: Eukaryota; Viridiplantae; Streptophyta; Magnoliopsida; Gentianales; Rubiaceae
Source: the annotation of a GenBank genome assembly
AAAAACAAGAAAAAAAAAAAAAGAAGAAGAAAGAAAUGGCUCAAUUACCUCCAAAGGUACCAAACUGGCCUGAUUUUUCCCACCAAAAAAUUCCCACAUUGGAUCCAAAUCCUACAACCAACACUCACAACCACAACCACCCUUCAUGGGUGGACGAAUUCCUCGAUUUCUCGUCGGCGAAGCGGGGCUCUCACCGGCGAUCCAUCAGCGACUCCAUUGCGUUUCUUGAGGUGCCAAUGGUGGAGGAAUGCCGGAGAUCAGCGAUUCCGGCUGCCGUGUCCGGGAUGAUGAUGAACACCAGCCACCAUCACCAUGAAGAGUUCGACAAGUUUGAUGAUGACCAGCUCAUGUCAAUGUUCAAUGAUGAUCACCCUCAUAUGAAUGCAAAUGCCAAUUCUCUUCAUGACAACAAAAAUAAUAACAACAACAAUAAUAUGUCUUGCUCCAACCCUUCUUCUCCUUCGGAUCAUAACAGCAUCAAUGAUGAUAAAAUCAGCCCUUCUGAUCUUCAGCUUCAGCAGAUGAUGAUGAAGAGUGAGCCUGAAGAAGUUCAAAGCUUAUGCGGUUCAGAUUCACAGUUUCCUGCUAAUUCUAAUGACUCCCUCAUGGACAACUCUAGUGACAAAAUUGUCGAUCCAAAGAGGAUCAAAAGAAUCUUGGCCAAUAGGCAAUCGGCACAAAGGUCUCGAGUGAGGAAGCUACAAUACAUUUCAGAAUUAGAAAGAAGUGUUACCUCACUUCAGGCUGAAGUUUCUGUACUGUCACCAAGAGUAGCUUUUCUGGACCACCAACGUUUGGUUCUAAAUGUUGACAACAGCGUUCUCAAACAAAGGAUCGCAGCCCUUGCCCAAGAUAAGAUUUUUAAAGAUGCUCACCAAGAGGCCUUGAAAAGGGAAAUAGAGAGGCUGAGGCAAAUAUUCUACCAGCAAAACUUGAAGAAAGUGGAAAACGGGACACCAUCAGAUCAGCCAAAAUCACAACCACCUCCUGCCGCCAAUGAGAAAGAGCAACUGGUUAACUAAACUAGUUGGAAACAUUGCAAAUCGAACUAAUUUCUUACAUUCUUUCAGGAAGAAAAUUCACCAAAGUUGAAAAAGAGUGGUGGAUUGAAUGCACAUUCACAUGAUAUCUUCUUAUCCAUCCCCCUUCAUCUUCAUCAAUAUUAUUAGGCCCACGGAAACAUAAAUUUGUUGCAGAGGGACAAGAUAAGGCCAACUUGCAUCUCUUUCUGUUCUGCCAUGAAAAGCCCUGGAGAAAAAAAAAUUAUUCUUUUUUAUCCUGCUAUUACUUAGGGAUGGGUGUGGUUAAAUUUUUGUUAACCAAUCAUCAUUAAUUCUUUUUUUUUUUUCCUCCUCCUGAUUUUGUUGUAUUAUUCCUCUUCAACGUGAUCUGGUAAAGUGGAAAAAUUAAAAAAAUAAAAAAUAAAAAUUGUUAAUGUAUUUGUUUUGUGUUAGAAGAGAGGUAGUGGGUUUGUGUUGGGAGGUAUGAAAGCAAAGUAAGGGUUUGUCAGAUAGUUGGUUUUUUGAUGUCAGAAGUCAAGGCAUCUUUUUCUUACUGUUUUUUUUUUUAAUUUAAUUCUUGAACCAAUUGCUCCAGGGCAUUCUUUAUUUGUAAUUUCUUUUUUUUUUUCAUUUUUUAAUAAAAUGAAAAAAAAAAUGUAUAUAGCAUUUUUUAAUUGUACACUUUUGGCUGUAAACCAUUGAUUUGUUCAGUUGGAUCUUGACUCCUAUUUGUUAUCGACUAAUCUGACUUGACUAGUUGGGUAGAGUAUUUCUGGAUCCCAAUCUCAAGCCCUGAUAUUGUUGAAGACAGACAAUAUAAUUGUAAACUUGGUAAAGAACGUACUUCUUCGGCAUUUUUACGCCCCAUUUGGAGUAUAGAUUUGUGGUAUUACAUAUACUUGGCAUUAAUAACCUAACCUGGCAUGGCAAUGAUCUUAAACAGAAGAAGAAUUUUUCAUAUUCGCAAGGGGUCAUUGACACUGUUUCCAACUGUACAACCUCGAUGCAGUAACUUAUCAAUCCUUCACUUAGAAAUCACAAUCAAAAUUCAAGGGGAGAAAGAGAAUCAAAGACCCAGAACGAUGUAUAAAUGUCUGAAUUCAGGGAUACUACAUACCACGACAACUGCUUAAGCACAUUAA